UACAAGUGCUUCUCUUCAAUUUAUAAAAAUGGAUGAAAGCCAAAGAGUUAUAGGGAAUUAUAAAAGAAUUUAUAAUAAGGUUAAAGUUAAAGUAUUAGUUAUUAAGGAAACAGAUUUUAAUGUGAUUGCUACUUCCCAAAAUCUUAAUUCUAAAGAAGCUGAAAAUCUUAAAUUUGACUAA
Funneliformis geosporum is the source of this 181-nucleotide messenger RNA. The record is from the annotation of a GenBank genome assembly. NCBI's taxonomy places the organism in Eukaryota, Fungi, Glomeromycota, Glomeromycetes, Glomerales, Glomeraceae.